Beta vulgaris subsp. vulgaris (sugar beet) is the source of this 2919-nucleotide messenger RNA. RefSeq lists its product as hypothetical. The transcript is spliced from 12 exons. The coding region runs from base 308 to 2680 and encodes 790 amino acids. The record is from RefSeq and is a predicted model, not a curated record. Lineage: Eukaryota; Viridiplantae; Streptophyta; Magnoliopsida; Caryophyllales; Amaranthaceae.
CUACCCAAUAUUAUCUUUUAACAAAUUAUAAAUACAUCAUAUAUGCUCCCUAAAUUACGUCGUAGUAAGAGAAAGAGAAACAAGCGAAAGCUCAACUUCUCAAAACUUUCAGCAAACAAUUCAUUCGGUAUUAAUCAAAUCUAGGGUUUCUGCUUAACAGGCGUGUGUUAGAAUUUUUAUUGGUAAAGUUGGAAUUUUUUUUUGAAGAUUGGUUAAGUUGGAAUUUUUAUUGUCAUUUAAUUGGGGAAUUUUCGUGUUGGUGAAAGCUGAGUGAGUGAGGGGAGAAUUGGAGGGGUUGAAUAAGCAGAUGAGUGCUGCUCCAAAAAGGGGGGGACACGAGGAAGGUGUUCAUUCGUCGUCUUCCUCGAUGCGCCCGGGCUUUGGGGGUGAGGAGGAGGAGAAUACUGGCUUUCCAAGGGUUAGUUUUGGGACAGUUCAAGAGUCUAGACCUGGGUUGAUACCCCGUCCGGAGUCCCGUGAUGGGGAAAGAAGAUCCCCUUUGCAUUCGAUGUAUAAAAUGGCGUCUUCUAUGACUGAUUCGCCACAGGUUAGCCAUCCUGUUGUGGGUCCUGAAGUUAGGACAGAAUCAAGGGAUCCCAAGGAUAUUAGAGAAAACAAGGGUGUGGAGAGUAAUAGAGAUAUGAAAGUUGAUCAGAGAGAGGUGCAUCAUCAUGUAGUCAAGGCUGAAAAGGAGAGUAGGUUGGAUGAGAGUAAAGAAGGGAAAUAUGAAAGAGAGGGUCGUAAUGAUUCGAAGAGUGAAGUAAAAGUGGAAAAGGAUGUUUAUGGAGUGGCAGGGAGUCAUCCCAAUUGGAAAGAGCAACAUAGAGGGAAAAAACAUCCUGAUGUUCCAGGUGGUGGUGGAAUGACUAGCUUUUGGAUGAAUGCUUCUCAAAUGCGUCCCAAAUAUGACUCUACAAGGGAUGUUUCUGUGCCUUUCCUUCGCACAGAAACGAAUGAGGCUGUAGGAGAGAAUAGAGUUGAUCUUAAAAGUGACGAGAAGUACAAGGACAAGGAGAGGAAGCGGAAAGAAGGGAAGCACCACGAUUGGCCAGAUAGUGACAAGGACAGGAAUGAUCAUAAGAGUAAUCCACAAGUUGGUGGUAGUAGUAAUAAUGAUUUCAAGGAAGUAAUAAGAGAAGAGAGAGAAUCUGAGCAGUGGGGGAAGGAGAGAAAAGAUACCCUGAAAGAGAAGGAAAGACCCAAAGAAAGAGAAAAAGAUCAUGUUGACAGGGAAGGUCGGAUUGGUGGGGAGAAAGAGGCUCAUCAAAAUGAGAAAGAGAUAGUAGAUAAACCAUCUGUACCAGAAAAUUUUGCUUUGGAACAGAAGAAACCAACUGAAUCUUGGAGAAACAUGGAAAGAGAAGCUAAAGAGAGGAGGAAAGAGAGAGAUGGUGACUUAGAAGGAGAAAGGCCUGAGAAGCGAAGUAGGGGCAACGAUAAAGAGCUGGUUGAAGGAGGUGCUGAUGUUGAUGGUGCUAUGGACAGGGAAAGAGAUGCCUUUAGUUACGGGGUGCAGCAGCGGAAGAGGAUGCUUCGUCCGAGAGGAAGCCCCCAAGUUGCUAAUCGUGAUGGACACUUAAAGUCUCGUGGUCAAGAUGGAGAAGGGUCUCAAGGUAAACCCGAGGUCUCAACUAUUUACAGAGUUGGUGAAUGCAUGCAAGAAUUGACAAAAUUGUGGAAAGAAUAUGAAUCAUCUCAGGCUGAUAAAAAUAGCGAUAAUUUAUGUAAUGGCCCUACUCUGGAAAUCAGGCUUCCUGCUGAACAUGUCACUGCAACAAACCGUCAAGUAAGGGGUGGACAGCUUUGGGGAACAGAUAUAUAUACUGAUGACUCAGAUCUUGUUGCCGUUCUCAUGCACACAGGUUAUUGUCGGCCCACAGCAUCUCCCCCUCCAGCAGCUAUUCAAGAGUUACGUGCAACUGUACGGGUUCUACCUCCACAAGAUAGUUAUGUGUCUACUUUGCGAAACAACGUUCGAUCUCGUGCGUGGGGAGCUGCAAUUGGCUGUAGUUAUCGUGUUGAACGUUGCUGUAUCAUGAAGAAAGGCGGUGGAACCAUUGAUCUUGAACCUUGCCUCACGCAUACAUCUACAAUUGAGCCUACCUUGGCUCCGGUUGCUGUGGAGCGCUCAAUGACAACUAGAGCUGCAGCCUCGAAUGCAUUGCGGCAGCAAAGGUUUGUACGGGAAGUCACAAUUCAAUACAACCUCUGCAAUGAACCUUGGAUCAAAUAUAGUAUUAGUAUUGUAGCUGAUAAGGGCUUGAAGAAGCCCUUGUAUACAUCAGCACGCCUGAAGAAGGGAGAAGUUCUCUAUUUAGAAACUCAUUUGUGCAGGUACGAGCUCUGCUUUACAGGCGAGAAGAUUGUUAAAGCCUCAUCUGUCUCACAGACACAUGAACCGGAGUCGGAUAAAUCCCAGAACCAUGUUCAAUCUGCAAACGGUGAAAGAAAUACUGCCGAAGGUGAUAACAUGGUUGUAGACAUGUUCCGGUGGUCGAGGUGUAAAAAGCCCCUUCCACAGAAGUUUAUGCGAACAAUUGGGAUUCCUCUGCCUGUUGAACAUGUCGAGGUAUUAGAAGAAAAUCUUGAUUGGGAGGAUGUGCAGUGGUCUCAAACCGGUGUCUGGGUCUCCGGAAAAGAAUACCCGCUUGCAAGGGUGCAUUUUUUAUCUCCAAACUAACCACUUCCUCUUUUUAUCUGGGGUUAAUCUGGGGUUGAAGUAGUCAAUAUUAUAUAUAGGGGCUGUUAUAUAUUUAAGUUUAUGUAAUGAGAAACUCCAAUCCCCAGUUUUAUGUUGAUCUUUAAAGUAUUAUCUGUAUUGUUCCAGUUUCCAUGGCAUCUUUUGUUUUGUAUCACUAUAAACAUUCUGAGUAUAUUAAUACUCGAAGAGGCUAAUAAUAAUCUAAAUGGUUUGCAACA